Molecule: messenger RNA, 213 nt
Organism: Rotaria sp. Silwood1
Lineage: Eukaryota; Metazoa; Rotifera; Eurotatoria; Philodinida; Philodinidae
Source: the annotation of a GenBank genome assembly
AUGUGUGCAAGUAAUAAUGAUAAAGGACGUAAUAAAAGUAAAGCUUCAUAUGGUAAUGUUGAUGAUUGUUUUGUACGUGCAUAUAAUUCUUCAACAAGUUCAAUAAGAAUAUUAUCUGAUGAUGAUAUUAUUGAUGAACUAUCAAUUAUUGUUUGUUCUUUAUUAACAUGUUCAUUAUUUAAUGGAUUUUGUAUUUUUAUUUGGUCGUUGUAA